AUGGUAUGACAGCUGUCAAGCAGCUGGUCUGAAACACGAGAAAGGACAAGAUUGUUGUCAAAAGGGGGCAAAACAAAGAGAACCCCCAUAACUGCAGUGCAUAAUCUGUGUUUUCAUUUCGUGUGGGGCAAUGGAACAUCGCGACGAACGAGUAGAUCAAGGCCAGUGAUGCUAUCGUUCGAAGAACUUUCUUCGUCUGCAGUAGAAAGCGUUCUAAAACCAUUAAAACUGCGCAACCAACGUGUAGGACCUGCAAACCAGCUGCCAGCCCAGUAGUAGUGGGGCAGACAGAUAGACGUUUUUUUUGGUUGUUGAUUGGUUAUUGUCGAUCGGUGCUAUAGAAGGGCAGAGAGAAGGGCAACUUUCAGCCUUUAGGGCUGUGCUUAUUACGUAUUAUUACAGUCUGCAUCGUCACGCCUGGCGGAGGGAGAUCUACGGCCGAAAAAAGGAUUCCGGAGCAUCGCAUGAAAUAAGAAAAAAUGGGUUUUUAAUGUGCGUGUGUGUUAAUCGUAUGCAAACUCAUGCAUGCGAUGUGGAUCGAGUGCACGGUUCAUGGGGAAGACGAUGUGCGCUGUUGCUACUCGUAGGCAAUGCAAAGUGCAGUUCAAAGUGUAGCAUCUAAUGUGCAGUCAUCGCUUCCUGCCCCAUCCUGGACGACAAGUGAUACCGAAGGGUUGUUUUGAUGAGGGCAGUGGAAAAGCUGCGAACAUUCACGGUGUCUGAAAGAUUGUGUUGGAAAGAAUGGAUCGCUGCUGCUACCGUCGGUGCGGAAUCUCUUUGUUUGCAUACACCGCUUUUGUUUACAUUGCGCAGAGUUGAAAGGAACGGACGGUGCGUGAAUUGCCGUCGAGAUAUACGCCACGGAGAAUUCUCGGUCAAGAACGGACGACUCCAACGUUCGUAACGCAAAGGUGCGAACACAAAAGCCCCAUCGCCUGCUUGGACAAUAAUUGUACCACAUAAAGCGCUUCCCUUUCGGCUCCCGAUCUUAGCAGGCUGCAAUAGCCUAAACACGGUACCAUGAUGGCCGAUUUCGACGCAAUCUACGAGGAGCAGGAGCUCUCGGAGGAAAACCUUGAGGAAGCGCACGUGCAGAUGGUUCCGGAUCCGAUUGUAAUCCGUGGGGCAGGCAAUAUGACAGUGUUUGGCUUAAGCAAUCGCUUCAACGUGCAAUUUCCAGCAGGUCUGGUUUCGCGCGUUGCACCGGAAGAAUUCAAAGCGACCGUGUUGCGGAUCAAUGCCGUGCUAAAAAAGACGCUACCCGUCAACGUGAAAUGGCUGUUCUGCGGUUGCGUUUGCUGCUGCUGCACAUUAGGAUGUUCUCUAUGGCCUGUGAUAUGUUUAAGUAAGAGGACGCAGCACACGCUAAACAAACUGCUCGAGUGGGAAAACAGUCACCUUUAUCACAAACUUGGACUGCACUGGCGUCUCAGCAAACAGCAGUGUGAUUCGAAUUCGAUGAUGGAGUACGUGCUACUAAUAGAAUUCAUACCGAAAACGCCAAUCUACCGGCCCGACUAAAAAGGUGUGUGAUGCUUUGGACACUGGCUGUAGAUUUGGUGUAUAGAAAAGGAGCAAAAAAGCUAAACCGGCAACCGAAAUGGGGAACGCUUUCGAUCGGUUUCUGGUGGCGACGAUCUAAUUAUCGAUAGCGUCUAAUUUAAUAGUAAAAGUAUAAUAUAUUUUACACCCUCGCUAACAAUACCCCAUCGCUACACGAUCUGUUAAACAACACAUCAAAACGCUGAUUUUGUGUAAACCUUCUUAGUCAAUCAUAUCCGAGCGGAUCGAGCGGAAACGUAUCCGGUGUGUAUUUAGUGCUUUGUGCUACACACAUUUUGCUUUUUGUUUAACUGGUUCUACUUUAAUGAGUUUGAGUGACGAGCAUAGAUUAAGAUAAAAACCAUCAAACGCAUCAGGCGUGUAACAAAUUUGCAGAAAUCAUAAUAGGAAUAAUAAUAACUACAUUAAUUAUAACAAGGAACGUUUAGCGUUUGUAUAGUGUAUAGUGAGUUGUAAGUAGUAGACAGCCCCGGACAUGUGCGACGAAUUCGGAUGCGGCUGUAAUUGGUUUGCAAUGAUUGUGUUUAGGAAGAAGAUAAUAUGCUAAAAGAAAAAUGAGUAUUAGCCAAUAAUAGAGUGCGCACACGUUUGCGGCAUGAAAUCCCCGACAACAGACACGCUUUUUUCUGCUCCGUAACUCGUUGAAGACCAUACGGACUGUUUCGCCGUAGCAAAGAUCAACUAUUAUUGCGAGAAAAAGAAGAAAUUGUUGCAGCAAAAUGAUUAGUGAUGUUCACAUUUGAGACGGUAGGAUUUUAGUUAGCGGUUCGCAUAACUAGCAUCAGGUCUACCUUCCGUCAAUCGCAUGUGCCAUCCGCAGUAAGACGGCGCAACUUUACUACAAGCUACUACUUUGAAAGAUGUGAUUUUAAAUUUCUUCUUCGUUAGCUUAGCUCGUUUUCUGUACCAGAGUUUGAUUUCAUUCAUCAGUUCCGUUUAGAAAAAUAAUUGUACAAAAAGUGUUUACUUUGUGCCUAAAGAUGCGUUACGUUACUAAUUUCUUUAACGCCCAAUAGUGACAAUGUACAGUUUAGAAUCACUCCAGUUGUCCACCCAGACGCAAGAAAUGGACCGUUGUGUUCUUGACAGGAGUCUGCGUUGACUAUCGGGGAGCAAACGAGUGCACAAACAAAUACAAACAAAUUGUACUAGAGAAGUGAACGGAUGAAUCGGGAAGAAACUAGUAUUAGGCUUUUUAUACAGCAUAGUGUUACGAACAAACCAGGAGGUAAUAGAAAAUCUAUUAUAUCCCAUCAUCCGCGCUGGGACGAUUGUUAUUUCAUCGAUAAACUGAGUAGUGAGGGGAUGAAAGGCUGAAGCAAACGCAAGGCAGAGUUACAAACCGUACAGAAUAAAAUGUUUCGAAAAUGAAAA
Molecule: messenger RNA, 2937 nt
Organism: Anopheles funestus (African malaria mosquito)
Lineage: Eukaryota; Metazoa; Arthropoda; Insecta; Diptera; Culicidae
Product: cysteine-rich hydrophobic domain-containing protein 2
Exons: 3
Coding region: 1021-1521 (166 amino acids)
Source: RefSeq, a predicted model, not a curated record